This is a messenger RNA of Gamsiella multidivaricata, 475 nucleotides long. RefSeq lists its product as uncharacterized. The record is from RefSeq and is a predicted model, not a curated record. The coding region runs from base 46 to 375 and encodes 109 amino acids. NCBI's taxonomy places the organism in Eukaryota, Fungi, Mortierellomycota, Mortierellomycetes, Mortierellales, Mortierellaceae. The transcript has a single exon.
CUGCUGCUUUCGAUUGCUCCGUGGAUCCAUGAGGGGCCAGAUACUAUGCCGUACCCUGGUCUACCCCUUGCCAUGACCUCUCCACUGUCUUGGCUUUUCCUUGACUGUUGGUGGUGCUGCAACUCGAACAGCAUGUUCUCUCUAGAACAGGGCCAGGACAACAGGACUGGACGGGCAGGAUCAACAGGACCAGGAGAGCAAGGCGCUCGCCUGGCACCCGUCGUAGUGAGUGUGAUCGGUUGUGUUUUGCUGAUUCCGUUGCCCCAUCGCUGUUGUGGCCAGCGGGGAAGAAGAGCAGCAAGACCGUAUUACACUGCGACGCGACCCUCUCUCUACCACAGGGGGUUCGUUUUGGCCACACCAAAUUUUCACUGAGCCGUUCAGUUUGUAAGACUUGUGGGAGACGAGUGAACAAAGACGAAUGUGUGAAGACAAUUGUUUAUUGGCUAGACUAUUGUGAGUAUAUGAACUGGAG